Molecule: messenger RNA, 710 nt
Organism: Aspergillus ochraceoroseus IBT 24754
Lineage: Eukaryota; Fungi; Ascomycota; Eurotiomycetes; Eurotiales; Aspergillaceae
Exons: 1
Coding region: 152-364 (70 amino acids)
Source: RefSeq, a predicted model, not a curated record
CACAGACACCGGCACGGACACAGGCGCAGGCACAGACACAGGCACAGGCACAUGGGUCUGGUCAGGCUGAUGCACGGGCCAAUGCGGCGUUGGCGGCUCAGGUAUGUACAUGCCCACCCACCACUACGUGCUCUCUCUAUAACUAUCCGGGAUGUACGUUGGGGUUAUAUGCGUGCAAAUCAAUGCUAACUGGUCUGGAACCGGGGAGAAACGAGCAGAGGAGGCUACGGGUAAAGGGAAACUAGGGACCAAGCUGGCGGCGCAAAAGGCCAAAACUCACGCGCAGACGCUGAGCGAGGCGAGUGGGGAGCAGAGAGCUGCGAGGGAUGCGGACGAUGCGUCGGAAGCGAGGAGGUGGGAUUAAAGGAAAAGGAGUUGUAAAUACGUAUACCACCAUCGUACAUAUGCUGAUUUUGAUUUAUUUUGAUAUCUGGGAGGGUUUGUUUAUUGGUAUCCAGCAUCUACUCGGUUUACGAUUGUGGGGGGGGGGAGGCCCAAAAAGAUCUACAUGUCAAUGGAAAGGUGCAUUGAAUAUCAUACAGGUACACCACCAUCGCACUAAUCUAUACCACGUUAUACCGGCCUGAUGCAGGAGCCCUGGCUUCGCUAUCAGCUGCAGCGAUUGUGCCCUCCUUCAGUAACCGCAUCAACUCUCGCAUAGCAUUGGUCACAGCCAGUUCAGUUUCCCCUUCAACCAGAAUAUACAACUU